UGUCUAUUCACCUCCAUUGUUGCAUUAUUUAUUUGUAAUUACCAUCAGAUUCUUCUCUUUUACCCUUCUUCCUCGUCAUGCGUAUUAUCAUCAAAGGAGGUGUUUGGAAGAACACCGAGGACGAGAUCCUCAAGGCUGCUGUCAGCAAGUAUGGAAAGAAUCAAUGGUCUCGAAUUUCGUCUUUGCUGGUCCGAAAGACUGCUAGUCAAUGCAAAGCAAGAUGGAUGGAAUGGCUUGACCCCAGCAUCCGUAAGACUGAAUGGUCAAAGGAAGAAGAUGAACGCUUGCUGCAUCUUGCAAAAUUAAUGCCAACACAAUGGAGAACAAUCGCACCCAUUGUUGGACGAACAGCAUCCCAAUGUCUUGAACGAUACCAAAAACUCUUGGACGAUGCAGAACAGCAGGCAGAGUCAGAACUGGGAUUAACAGGUGUACAAGGAGGCGACUCUGGGCCUAGUGCAGAUGAUGUCCGGAGGUUGAGGCCUGGAGAGAUUGAUCCAGACCCAGAGACAAAGCCUGCGAGACCUGAUCCUGUCGAUAUGGACGAAGAUGAAAAGGAGAUGCUGUCAGAGGCACGCGCUCGUUUAGCAAAUACUCAAGGCAAAAAAGCAAAGAGGAAAGCCCGUGAAAGACAGUUGGAAGAAGCUCGACGACUAGCAACACUACAAAAGAAGCGUGAGCUUAAAGCAGCAGGCAUUGAGCUUAAAUCGAGGAAAAAGAAAAAGGGCAUAGAUUACAAUGCUGAUAUUCCAUUUGAGGCAAAACCUGCACCAGGAUUCUACGAUACCACUGAAGAGUUGAAACGCGAAUCAACAAAAAGGCUGACUAAUGUUCGUCUAGAGCAACUAGAUGGUAAACGUAGGGCUGAUGUUGAAGAAGAGGAGCGCAAAAAAGACGCAAAACGUGCGAAGCUGAAGAAGGAGUCAGGAGAAGCUCAAGUAGCUCAGAGCCAAGCUCAGCUUAGGAAGCUUCAAGAAGCAGAGCAGGAUGGCAUCUUGCGCCGCAAAAAGUUGGUUCUUCCAGCGCCUCACGUUGGAGAAGCAGAACUGGAGGAGAUUUUGAAAAUUGGAAGCACUGCCGAGGACGCUAAGGCGCUUGCAGAUGAGAGCGAGAUUGAGGCUACAAAAAACCUAGUCGGGACGUAUAAAUCGGCUGGAGCCAACUUGCCCACUCGUACUCCUCGUGCUGCAGCCACGGAAGAUGCACUCAAAAUCGAAGCCAGGAAUCAGCGGGCCAUGUUGCUUCAGCAGACUCCACUUUUGGGAGGAGAAACACCACAAUAUGUAGGAGGUACUGGAUAUGAUGGUGUCACGCCUCGACAGACAGUUUUGCAGACACCUAAUCCAUAUGCUCCAACACCCCGUGCAAGUGCAGGUGUUGGACCUGGAGCUACUCCAUUAAGGACCCCUCUUCGCGAUCAGUUGAAUAUCAAUCGCUCUGACGAUAACAUUGUACAGUCGACUCCUCGAGAAGAAAAGUUGCGCAAAGCUGGUGCGAAGAAUCAUUUGCUUGCAGGACUUCAGAGUCUACCUGCGCCAACAAAUAAGUUUACUUUGAUCAUGCCUGAUGAACUUGAGGCGGAUGGUGGAGAAAAGGCCAUAGAAGAAGAUGCAGCCGAAAUUGCUAAGCGCAGAAAGGAAGCUUUUGAAGCCGAAGAGCGUGCUCGUUUGUUGCGUAGAAGCCAAGCGGUUCAGAAGGAUCUGCCUCGUCCUACAGUAUUUCGGCCUGCUGCAGAUGCUUCAUCAACAGUGCCUGCGAGUAGCCCGUUUUCAGAAGCAGAUCGGCUGAUUCAGGAGGAACUUGCACUUCUUAUAACGCAUGACGCGGUGGCUUAUCCACCUGUAGGAUCCAAGGUUGCAGGAAGCACGCAAAAAGCAAUUCCAUUAGAGGAUUUGUCAGAUGAAUAUCUGGCUCUAGCCAGAAAUGAAGUUGAACAAGAGCUGUCAGGACCUGAGGCCAAAGAAAAGUAUGAAGCAUUCUCAACAGAAUUCAAUCAGGUCUGGGAGGAGAUUCAGCAAGAGAUCAAAGAGCAUCAACAGACGGGGCUUGCCGUCCAAUUUUCUAACAAGCGUGCACUCAUGGUAAAACAAGCAACAAAAGCCGAAAAGCUGGAGAAGCGACUUGGGGUUACUCUUGGAGGAUUACAGGCACGAUCACAGGCAUUAGCCGCACAACUGUUGACAGCACACGAGGAUCUUCUGAGCUCCGAGCUGGAGCUGUCAAGCUUCAAAAAUCUUCGGAUUAUGGAGGAAGCAGCGGUUGCAACAAGGCUUGAGGCAUUGAACAAGGAAGUAGCACAUCUGACGAGUCGAGAGUCGUUCUUGCAACAAAAGUGGGAUGGCUUAAAUCGUGAGAAACAGGAUGUUAUUGAGCGAAUUAAUAAUCUUUCGAAACGAGCCUCCUCAGAUGAUCAAGGGGAAGGAGAGGAAAUAAAAGCCGGGCCUUGAACUCUAGUUUACUUAAUUCCGAUAAAUCACGUAAUAAUACACACACCGAGC
This is a messenger RNA of Lobosporangium transversale, 2498 nucleotides long. Its product is annotated as pre-mRNA splicing factor component-domain-containing protein. The coding region runs from base 78 to 2447 and encodes 789 amino acids. Gene Ontology annotation, cellular component: spliceosomal complex; Prp19 complex. Gene Ontology annotation, biological process: mRNA splicing, via spliceosome. The transcript has 6 exons. Lineage: Eukaryota; Fungi; Mortierellomycota; Mortierellomycetes; Mortierellales; Mortierellaceae. The record is from RefSeq and is a predicted model, not a curated record.